Molecule: messenger RNA, 1723 nt
Organism: Pecten maximus
Lineage: Eukaryota; Metazoa; Mollusca; Bivalvia; Pectinida; Pectinidae
Product: asparagine synthetase [glutamine-hydrolyzing]-like
Exons: 9
Coding region: 1-1647 (548 amino acids)
Cellular component (GO): cytosol
Molecular function (GO): asparagine synthase (glutamine-hydrolyzing) activity
Source: RefSeq, a predicted model, not a curated record
AUGUGUGGUAUAUGGGCAAUAUUUGGCAGUACAAGCGAUUUAGUCACGCUAUGCAAUGCAGCCUCCAAAAUUGCUCAUCGUGGACCCGAUGCCUUUCGGUUAGAAUCUGUCUACCAGUUCCCGUCAUGCUGUCUGGGAUUCCAUCGCCUUGCUAUCCUGGACGCUGACCAUGGGAUGCAGCCGAUGAGAGUCUUCCGACAUCCUAAUGUUUGGCUAAUCUACAACGGAGAAAUAUAUAAUCACAUUCAACUUCGACAGCAGUUUGACUUCAAGUACGCCACUCAUUGUGAUGGUGAAUCCAUUAUCCAUCUGUAUGCCCGAGGCGGGAUAGAGUUCGCAGCCAGACAUUUGGACGGCGUGUUUGCCUUCUGCCUCCUUGAUACAGCAAGCAGGAAAGUCUACCUAGGCAGGGAUAGCUUUGGGGUCAAGCCGCUUUUUCGUAUCUUAAAGGAGGGUGGCAUUUUAUCAGCAUGUUCUGAGCUCAAAGGACUAAUGGACAUUGUGAAACACCAGUCAAAAGACAAGAUUCAACAUGUGCUGCCAGGCCAUGUGGAGACUUACAGGCUAGACAGCAAAUGCCGAGUGUCGCUAGACAACAUCAAACAGUUCAAUGAAAUAGGCAGCAAACCGUUUUAUAAUGCAGAUUCAGCAAUAGAGAAGGACGUGAAGGCAAGUAUUCGGACUCUUCUAAGGAGCGCUGUAAGCAAGAGAAUGAUGGCGGAGCGACGUAUAGGAUGUCUACUCUCUGGUGGUUUAGACUCGAGCUUGGUGACCGCAUUACUGGUUGAAUUGGCAAAGGAAAGAAAAUUGUCCUAUCCCAUACAGACCUUUACUAUCGGCAUGCAGGGAGGCACAGAUAUAAUGGCUGCAAGAAAGGUGGCAGAACACUUAGGAACAGAACAUCAUGAAAUUUUGUUCACACCAGAAGAGGCAGUCGCCGCCAUUGAAAACGUCAUCUAUUACCUGGAGAGUUAUGACAUCGUGUCCGUCCGUGGAUCGGCUGGUAUGUACUUACUAUGCAAAUAUAUCAAGGAAAAGACAGAUACGACCGUCAUUCUGUCUGGAGAAGGAGCUGACGAGGUUGCACAGGGGUAUAUAUACUUCCAUAAAGCGCCCUCUAUUAUGGAAGCUGACAUGGAGAACAGACGCCUCUGUAAGGACUUAAGUAUGUUCGACGUUCGAAGAGUGGACAGAAUGUCGGCUGCUUUUGGACUUGAGGUACGUGUGCCUUUCCUAGAUCACACAUUCAGCAGUUAUUACCUGUCUCUAGACCCCUCAAUAAAGGUACCUGUUAAUGGCGUAGAGAAAUAUUUACUGCGAUCAGCCUUCGAUGAGACGGAUUUGUUACCAAGAGAAAUAUUAUGGAGACCCAAGGAAAUCCUCAGUGACGGCUUGUCCUCGAAAAAUAAAUCUUUGUAUGAAAUCUUACAAGAUUUUGCUGACGAAAAGUUAAAGAACUUAGAUUUGGAUCAAUGCAUUCAACAGUAUCCACACAACCCACCCAUCAGUAAGGAGUCCCUGCACUACCGACGGAUAUUUGAGAGUUUCUAUCCUGGACAGGGUCAUGUGAUACCCUAUUUCUGGAUGCCAAAAUGGUCAUCGUCUUCUGACCCUUCAGCCAGGACACUAGAUAAUUACAAACAGUGACCAUGCACUUAAUUCAAUCAAACGUGAAAUAUUAGUAUCAAAGUUGUUAUUUUGCAUCGGUGAGUAGAAGUAUCAA